GCCGAAAGGAAAACGGAAGUGCUCUUCUUCGGCGGUGGGGGAGGAACCAGCAGCGCCCCCGUGUGGCCAAAGACCAACACUGCAACCCGUGGACUCAGAGGGCAAUAUCAUGUAAUACCCUGUCAACGCUCAGCUGUCCCUUGAGCUCUGACAUCACUGAUGACCUCCGGUCCACCGGCUGGCUCCUCCCCGCCUGCACACAGCCCUGGAUGCAGCCACACCUCCCUCAGACCACCUCGCAGCAUCCCGUCAGCCCGACACGUCUCUGCUGGCCGAGGAGGAGCUGGACGGCGCCGGAGAGAUUAAGAGACGCGACACACGGCAGAGGCCUCUUCGGACCGCAGCUGACGAUACUCGGCUUCAGAGGUGGAUGAAAAGAAAUCACCAGAGGAAGAUAUGAGUUUCGGGGCCGCGUGCAUUUUCUUGCGAGGAGGGAAGAAUAUUUCAAGACAACUGGUUGAUGAUGAGAUUGAUGAGCUGCGCGAUGCGUUCAAUGAGUUUGAUAAAGACAAGGAUGGGCUGAUCAGCUGCAAGGACCUGGGGAAUCUGAUGAGGACAAUGGGCUACAUGCCCACGGAGAUGGAGCUGAUCGAGCUGAGCCAAAAUAUCAACAUGAACCUUGGUGGCAGAGUGGACUUUCAGGACUUUGUCGAGCUGAUGGCCCCAAAGCUUCUGGCAGAAACGGCCGGGAUGAUUGGCGUGAAGGAGCUCAAAGACGCCUUUAAAGAAUUCGACAUGGACGGAGACGGAGAGAUCACCACGGAGGAGCUGCGGUCGACCAUGACCAAGCUGAUGGGAGAGCACAUGAGCCGCAGGGAGAUAGACGCCAUCGUCAAGGAAGCCGACGACAACGGAGACGGCACGGUGGAUUUUGAAGAGUUCGUCAAAAUGAUGUCCCGCAAAUGAGCGGCGAGGAGGCCGGCAAUCAAGAAAUCCCGUCGCCGCUCUACGGAGAUGCUGUCCUCCUCCAAGGCCGGUUUACAGAGGGACCUGGAGGCCAUAUGUUCACAACAAGUCGUCAUUUUUCCAUUUGAAUAAAGUGCUGCACAGAAAGGUUGAGCAGGUCAAGCUGUUCUCAGAGGGAAUUUUACAUCUAUGCAAAUAUUAAUUGAUAUAAUUAAAGAUAAUUAAAACCAGUGUGUAAACAUUAUUGAUUUGUAUGAUGGCAUUUAUUUUAAAAAACAGAGAGUCAUUUGGGAUUGUUUUGUUGGAUUGCAUAUACUUUUUUUAAAUGUAUGUAUUGCUAAUAGAAAGUAUUUAUUGAAUUAUUGUAUUAUAAUAAUUAUAUAUUAUAUUCGUAUUACUGAAACAAUGGUAUCAUGCAAAAAUUAGAUAUAACCUAUAUGCGCAACUAUACAAUUCUAUUACUAAUAGCAUUUACUACGUAGCAAAUGUGCAAUAUUCAGUCUGUUGUAAUGUGUUGGUCUACAUGAUUCACUUAUAGCUUGAUUUCAACAACUUGGAUCCUGGUAACAAUAAAACAUUAAAAGUAUUUAAACUUU
This is a messenger RNA of Pseudoliparis swirei, 1502 nucleotides long. RefSeq names its product calcium binding protein 5a (gene cabp5a). Lineage: Eukaryota; Metazoa; Chordata; Actinopteri; Perciformes; Liparidae. The transcript has 8 exons. The record is from RefSeq and is a predicted model, not a curated record. Bases 397 to 906 code for a protein of 169 amino acids. Gene Ontology annotation, molecular function: calcium ion binding.